Molecule: messenger RNA, 4513 nt
Organism: Panthera uncia (snow leopard)
Lineage: Eukaryota; Metazoa; Chordata; Mammalia; Carnivora; Felidae
Gene: ABRAXAS1
Product: abraxas 1, BRCA1 A complex subunit
Exons: 9
Coding region: 101-1330 (409 amino acids)
Biological process (GO): protein K63-linked deubiquitination; attachment of spindle microtubules to kinetochore; mitotic spindle assembly
Cellular component (GO): nucleus
Molecular function (GO): polyubiquitin modification-dependent protein binding; microtubule binding
Source: RefSeq, a predicted model, not a curated record
CACCUCCUCGCUCGGCCCCGCCUCACCGCCGCGACGCUCCAGGAGCUGGGCCCGGGCCGCUUCUCCCGAUCCCCCCCCUGCGCGUUGAGCCUGCGGAAGCAUGGAGGGGGAGAGUACGUCGGCGGUGCUCUCCGGCUUUGUGCUCGGCGCGCUCGCUUUCCAGCACCUCAACACCGACUCGGACACGGAAGGUUUUCUUCUUGGGGAAGUGAAAGGUGAAGCCAAGAACAGUAUUACUGAUUCCCAAAUGGAUGAUGUUGAAGUUAUUUAUACAAUUGACAUCCAGAAAUAUAUUCCAUGCUAUCAGCUCUUUAGCUUUUAUAAUUCUUCUGGUGAACUAAAUGAGCAAGCACUGAAGAAAAUAUUAUCAAGUGUCAAAAAGGCUGUGGUUGGUUGGUACAAAUUCCGACGUCAUUCAGACCAGAUCAUGACAUUUAGAGAGAGACUGCUUCAUAAAAACUUACAGAAGCAUCUUUCAAGCCGGGAACUGGUUUUUCUGCUGUUAACACCAAGUAUAAUAACAGAAAGCUGCUCUACUCAUCGGCUGGAGCAUGCCUUAUAUAAACCUCAGAAGGGACUUUUUCACAGGAUACCAUUAGUGGUGGCCAAUCUGGGCAUGUCUGAACAACUGGGUUAUAAAACUGUAUCAGGUUCCUGUGAGUCCACUGGUUUUAGCCGAGCAAUAAAAACACACAGCUCUGAAUUUUUUAAAGAAGAUGGAUCUUUAAAGGAGGUACAUAAAAUAAAUGAAAUGUAUGCUUCUUUACAAGAGGAAUUAAAGAGUAUAUGCAAAAAAGUAGAACACAGUGAGCGAGCAGUAGAGAAACUACUAAAGGAUGUACACAGAUUGAAAUGGGAAAUUAAAAAAAGAAAACAGGCACAAAUUCAAGUAGCACGGGAGACCGUCGAAAAAGACCCUCAGGAGAACAUUUUUCUUUGCGAAGCUUUACGGACCUUUUUUCCAGAUUGCGAAUUUCUUCAUUCAUGUGUUAUCUCUUUGAAAAAUAGGCAUAUUUCUAAAAAUAGCUGUACUGCCAACCACCAUCUUGAUGUGAUAGACAACCUGACCUUAAUGGUAGAAUACACCGACAUUCCUGAAGCUAGUCCAGCUAGCAGUACACCGCAGAUGAUUAAACAUAAAGCUUUAGAUACUGAUGAUGGAUGGCAAUUCAAGAAGUCACGGCUGUUAGAGACACAAAACAAACCAUCUAAAACAGAUACUGAUAGUAGUAAUCAAGAAAAAGCAUAUACAUUGAGCAGCCCUGAAAUAGAUGAAGAGAUUGAAAAAAUGAAGGGUUCUGGUGAACAUCCACAGUCUCCUACAUUUUGAUCUUAGGCCAAAAGGAGAGCUUUGAUUGGCUGAAGGGUAAAGCCAGACAUUUAUAUUGUCUUUACUAUGUUCAACAAUUUGCAGUAAUACAUAAGUUCUAGUGCAUUUAUUUUUUAAAGCACUUUAUUUUAAAACCAUAACGUUUUUCUGCCCCCCACCUUUUGAAAGAUUUUAUUUUUAACUAAUCUCCUACACCCAGCAAGGAGCUUGAACUCACAACCCCAAGAUCAGGAGUCACACACUCCACUGACCAAGCCAGCCAGGUGCCCCUUUUACAAAACUGUUGAGGGAAAGGCUUAAUUUAAGUAGAUGGUUCUUUUAAACUUAUAUAGCAUACUUUAGAAUUGGAAAAGAAAGACUAGCAUUAGAACACAAUAGAAGAAGAUGUCUAAAAAUAUGAAGAGGUAUUUCAUUUUUAUUUAAGUCAUUACAGUUUCUACUCCUUAAGUUAUAAGUGGCUAGGGUUGCCAGAUAAAAUGCUGGAAACCUGCAAUAUUAGGGACAUUCAUUAAAAAAUUAUUCAUUGGUUAUCUGAAAUUCAAAUUUAAUUGCAUGUCCUAUAUUUUUAUUUGCUAAAUCUGGCAGUUCUGAUUAUGGCACAACUAAAAUACAGCACAAAUAAUCUCUUCCUAGUCUAGAGUCCUCUACACAAAAUUGAGUGAAUCCAGUAUUUGAGUACAGGACAAGUCUGGUAAUGGUGUGUCUGAGGUCAGUAGCUGGUCAAGUAGCUAAAAACACCAGUUAAAGUGGGAACCAAAAAUGGUGCAUAUGUGUAUAUAUAUUUGUAUAUACAUGUCUAUCGCAGAUUUCAUUUUAACAUAAAGUGGAGUUGUACAUUCAUUUUGUCAACCUUUUGUUGGACAAAAGGUAGGAACUUUUCUGUGAGUAUACUGGUGUUCCUAUAUAAGUCACAUCCAUUACUUAACUUUUAUAAUUCCCAGCUUUAGUUUCUUUAUAAAGAAUUUAAAGAAGCUUGCAAAGCAACGUAAGUACAAAAUGCUACUACUUUUUUUUUCCAUUUCACAGCAUCCUCCUACUUCCGCCCUUCUUUAGUUGUCCUAACCACACCUAACUUGACAACUUUUUUUUUUUUAAUGUUUUAUUUUUGAGAGAGAAAGAGUGCGCGCACACGAGCAGAGGAGGGGCAGAGAGAGGAAACACAGAAUCUCUGAAGCAGGCUCCAGGCUCUGAGUUGUCAGCACAGAGCCUGAUGUGGGUCUUGAAUUCAUGAUCUACGAGAUCAUGACCUGAGCCGAAGUGGGACACUUAACUGACUGCACCACCCAGGCACCCUGACAACUAUUUUCUUAAAGCUAGUUAUCUUUAUAAGUCUUUGGAAAGCAUUUACUUAGUUUUCAUUGCAGUAACUUUUUAAUGCUCCUACUUCAUCAAUACAGUGACGAAACUGACACAGACUUGGGGAACAAAAUAGCUGACUCUUGGCAAUGUAGAACUCAACAGGUUUGAAGAAUUAUGGGCUUCAGUUUGAUAUUUGAGGAUGUAAAGCUCCAGUUUAAUCCAGUGAGCUGGUUAAAUGGAAGUUGCCUAAGAGAGCUUUUACUGUGUGUUUUAUUUCUUUUACAUAAUUGUGAGAAAUUUCCACAAGGCCUACACAUUAUAUGAAGCCUUCAUGUUUCACUCACUGGAUGAAAUGCUGAACACAAACUUUGAGCAUAGCUUUUCCAUCUGCUACUUCCUAGUGGCAGAACAAAUUCCUAGCUACUAUCAAAAUUAUCUUUUACCUAUGUUAACAUGUAUUAGUUACCCACAGGGUGCUAAUGAAGCCCACAUAACAACUGAGAUGUUUUGUAUAAAGAGUUUCUGUUGGGGCUGUUUAACUGGUUACCUAAGAAGCACUGUGGUGUAACAACACAGGGCAGAGGGAGGGGAAGUAGGUUGGCAGUCUGAAACCUGACUUAAAAAUAACCACAAAUGGGACAGGUGGGCAGCUGGGUGGCUCAGUCAGUUGAGUUUUGGCUCAGGUCACGAUCCCAGGUUUGUGGGACCGAGCCCCGUGUUGGGCUCUGCACUGAGCGUGGAGACUGCUUAAGAUUCGCUUUCCCUCUGCCCCUCCCCACCCCACUCACACACACUAAAAUUAAAAUAACCACAAACAUCACUAGAGCAUAUAGAGCAUCACAUAGAACAUAAUGACUAAAUGCAGCCAACAAAUGAUUUGCUGGAGGUCACUGAGCACACAUCACCUACUUUACCUGCAUGCUGGACUGAGACAAAGGUUUCUCACCCCCUCCCAUCCUUGGAAUGUACACUUUGCCUACUGUUACCACAUUAGGAGUGUUCCAAGGACAUGGACUUGAGAAAGCUGUUAAGACCAUAUGGAUUGUGUGUGACUAAACCCAGUUAAGACCUCAAUAUAAACUUUUAAGACUUGACAGGCAGGUGCAGAGAUCUGUUUUUCUGAGAUCUGUCUUGUGGUCACCCAAGACCAGCUUUGUAAGUAAGUUCUCUUGCUUAUUUACUACGCUGCUACUUACCAGUCUGGAGUCAUCUGCCUCUUCAUUGUUUUCCUGCCCUCCAUGUACCAGUCUACUAAUCAACAGAUAAAACAAGCUAGACUAGGACCAGCAGAAGCAAUAAGCAACCAACAUAUGCAAAUGUCUUAAGACAGUAACUAAAGAUUUUUCAGACUCCUUAAAAGAAACAGGCCUUCAUACAAAGUUCAGUUUCCUAAAGCACUAUAGAGAGGUAAUGUAUUUAGUUCAUACUUUGGCACAAUGAUCCAUCUUGAAGAAAGAAAUGCUAAACUUCCAGUCAUAGAGAAGUAUGCUAAGGUCAGUACCAGCUGAAUUCCCAUAAUUAAGUUUGAUGACCCACCUUUUGGUAUUAAAUGAAAAGAAGGAAAAGGGUCUUUCUAUAUCAUUUUCCCCCAGUUACUCUCAUCUUUUGGCAAUUAGUUACUAGAACAUUUGUUUAUGGAUCAUUUUAAAUUACGCUACCGGGACACCUGGGUGGCUCAGUUGGUUAAGUGUCCGACUUUGGCCCAGGUCAUGAUCUCACCAUCCAUGAGUUUGGGUCUCGUGUCGGGCUCUGUGCUAACAACCCUGAGCCUGGAGCCUGCUUUGGAUUCAGUGUCUUCCUCUCUCUCUCUGCCCCUCCCCCAUCCAUGCUCUGUCUCUUAUCUCUCAAAAGUAAGUAAAUGUUUAAAAAAAAAAAAAAAUCAAA